CCACCCUGGACUGGUCGCCAGCCAAUCACAGGGCUGUGCAGAAGUCUUUAUUGGCAAAAUGAAACUUCCAGUACUACAGACCUUCUCAACACAGUUGCAUUGCGUCCUCUACCGGCAACACCCAGCAACUGCUUCAACUAAAUUCAUUCUUUCAGCAUUUAUCGAAAACUGCUUGUCUCUGAAACGGUUAAAACAGAAUAUAUAAAUUAGUCAUAAAAGACCCCUAAAAUAAAAGAGCCAAGUUAUUGCACUUACACAUUUUAGUGUGACACGCGGUCCGUCCCACGUCUUGUUGAUGCGAGCCAUACAGUAAACAUAGCGUGAUGUUAACUAAUUUAAAAAAGCGUGAUAACUUUGAGAGGCGCUAGUCGAGAUAAAACAUUAAUUGCCCUUCCUACGAUAUUAUGCUUUUUCCUACAACAUUUUACUUACUGAAUGCAAAUUAGACAAUAUGCGUCAUGUCGCAACUUCUAGAGCAGCCAAUAGUAACUUUUCUUACUGAGAAAUUGGAAACUGCGGUUGCACAGUGGUCCGUCCUUUUUUGUUAUCCGGCAAGAAACACCUUAAUAUGCGACUUUGUUUCCGGAUACCUGUACUGUAAUGACAGACGUUUCAAUACUCGCGUUAGGAAUACUUGACUGGUGUAUAAACAGUAUAUAUAUUUCAUUUUAAUGAAAUGGAAGGGGUGCCUUGCCUGCGUGUGCAUCAUCGCGAUGCACAGGAUUUCAGACAACAACUCCAGUCCCGAACAUUCCUGGACCGAGGUUUCGGUUUAGUAAAAGAGCCAAGUGGGACUGUCCUUGUGCCAAUUCUUCCAUCAUGUUUACCACAGCUUGAUGUGGCAUCUCCAGGCAGUAGCUGUGAACUAGUAUGGUGUCAGCCUUCUCUGCUGAAAAAGAAGGAGAAAGGCAAGAGGAGAGGUGAUACGUUAGAAAAAGUCCUCCAGAAGCUGGUAGAAUGUCGUGGAGAAACGUGGACAGAGGAGCUGAAGAGUGAUCUACCUCGCAGCUUUCAGCGACAUGGAGACUUAGUCCUACUUGGGGACCAAUGUUUCACUGUCCCUUCAUGGAAAAAAAUGGACCACCAGCUCUGGCAUGCAGUAGCCAAAGGCCUGGGGGCUAAUCGCCUGGCAAGUAUGAGCCGAAUAUGCAGCAAUGGGUUCAGGUCUCCUAAAGUAACAAUGCUCUUGGGAGAGCAGAGUUGGGUUAAACGUGUGGACAAUGGCAUCACGUAUGAGUUUGAUGUCACCAAGUGCAUGUUUUCAGCUGGAAAUAUAACAGAGAAGCUGCGGGUUGCUGGAUUCAACUGCAAGGGUGAAACCGUAGUUGAUUUAUAUGCAGGUAUAGGAUACUUCACACUUCCAUAUUUGGUACAUGCAGGCGCAGCACAUGUGCACGCAUGUGAAUGGAACCCGCAUGCCCUUGAAGCGCUACGUAAGAACCUUGUCAUCAAUGGGGUACAUGACCGCUGCACAAUUCACCCAGGGGACAAUCGACAAGUGCAGAUGUGCAGUGUUGCUGACAGGGUCAACCUUGGUCUCAUACCCAGCUCUGAAGAUGGCUGGCCGGUCGCCUGUCGCCUGCUGAAGAAAACAACUGGUGGUAUUUUACACAUUCAUCAAAAUGUAACAUCGCCAUCAGCCGGACAAAUAACUGAUGACACGGGCCACGGUGGACAUGGGAAGAGUGCUGACAGAGAGGUGUGGCAGGCCUGGGCUGCUGAUGCUGCAAACUGCAUCGGCUCUCUUUUGAAAGAACUGACUUGUACAGAAUGGAGAACCACCAUCCAACAUAUUGAGCAUGUGAAGUCAUAUGCGCCCCAUGUUCACCAUGUCGUGCUGGACUUGGCGUGCAGACCAUCUUCACUCUAGACGCCAGAUAGAAAGACUGGUUAUUUGACUUCCACUUCAGUCAUGGGCCAUCAUGAUGGUAAGCAGAAUCCAAAAAAACGGCAUUGUGAAGUCGUCCUCAGCACAAUGUUCAGCCAUUAACUAUGCCAAUUGACGGGUACCACCUUCACGUAAUGAUGGUCAUGGACGCACCUGAAACCAAAGUGGCUGUGCCUUGUUUAUUUGUCACAGGCUCUCAGACUAUAGCUGUCCUAUCUAGUCUUGACUAGUGUUUGUCCCACUUAGUGUUUGAGCAUGAACUGAUGAAGUCUGCUCGGAUGAGAGCCAAAACGUCUAAGUAGGGCUGUCAAAAAUAACUUAUAACUCAUUUAUUGUAUUAAUUACGUUGAUUACAUAAUUAACGUAUGUGUAUAUCAUGUCAAGCUUCACAUUACAUUCCAGGCGGUGCCACAACAGCAUCCGCACAGUCUGCCACGCGUUUAUAAAUGGAUUCUGACAUGAACACACCAACAGCAAUGCAAUUUCAACAUCACGUAUGCAUCUCCAAAUCACAAAGUCAUCUGUAGUCAGACUUCCUCAUUGUCACUCGGUUAGAAUGAAGUUCAUUCACUGACACUCCAAAAAUCACAAGAACGUCUUUGCAUGUAGUACGUAUGUGUGGUCUAAAUAAACAAAAAACAGCAAGUGGAUAUUCUUAUCGCUCAUGUAACUGUCACUGCACAAUUUGCUGCAUUUAAGUAUGCUCGGAAAUCCCAGAAAAUACAGCUCCACCCAAAACGUGAAUUAAACUUACAUUGCGUAGUGUUUUUGAACGCAAACCCUUCAUUGCUCAUAAUAACGUGAACAAAGUGUGACUCAAAUGUUCUGCUACUAUUAAAGAGACUAGCCUUGGGGGAAGACAUGCGUGGCAUCUUUUAGCGAGGUUUACAUUUUAUUUCAUUUGAAGCCGUGAAGUUGCUACCAAUAUGGAAGUGUUUCCUGUCAUUUGUCUUUCUAUUAUAAAAUACAGUCAAAAUUGGCAUAUUUCACUCAGUAGCAAUCAGGUCAGGUUUCUUUAUUAAUACCCGUAGGUAAAUUAGUGUGCCGUGCAAGAGAGGCAUCAUAGCUGUGUCACUGAUAUGAUGAUACAACACCUACAAUAAGUCCAUUAUUGGCGAAGGGACAUGCUGUUAAGAAAGAAAGAAACUGUUGCUGGGAUGAAACUGUCCCUGUAUCUCUUGGUUCUGCAUUUUGGGAGCAUCAGUCUCUGUUGCAAUAGUGAAUACAGGAACAGGUGGUUGAAGGGAUGAAGACGGUGCUGCACAAUGCUAGACCUCGGUGUCUGCAGCUGUUGGUGUAAAGUGAUUCCAAGCUCACCUGUGACUGUCCAAUCCGCUUGCCAGACCAUUUGACCAUGUGAUUGAGGGCGGUCAAUGAUUGUAUCCAGGUAUUUGUACUUCCACAGUCUCCUCCUUGAUAGAGACUUGCUCAUCGCUGGGGCUUUAUUUUCUAAAAUCAAUCAUCAUGUC
This is a messenger RNA of Doryrhamphus excisus (bluestripe pipefish), 3357 nucleotides long. It is a transcript of the gene tyw2, whose product is annotated as tRNA wybutosine-synthesizing protein 2. Gene Ontology annotation, cellular component: cytoplasm. The record is from RefSeq and is a predicted model, not a curated record. Gene Ontology annotation, molecular function: tRNA methyltransferase activity. Gene Ontology annotation, biological process: wybutosine biosynthetic process; tRNA methylation. NCBI's taxonomy places the organism in Eukaryota, Metazoa, Chordata, Actinopteri, Syngnathiformes, Syngnathidae.